AUGGAUGCGAAGGUUGAGUCGGAACUGACUGUUGGUUCCAUGGAAAUGCCAAUAAAGGAGGUGGUGUUGUACAACAAUGGCUACGGUGUUUUUCUGCGCGAGGUGCCUGUUAGUGGGCGUGGACACAUUGAUUUGUUCUUUCGAGAACCAGAUAUGAAGGACGUACUGCAGUCGCUCUGUUUCAAGUCUGCGGGUGGUCUGAGUGGUUUGGGAAACAUUUCGUACGAGUCUAGUCGCCCACAGGCUCACAUACAGUUGAAGAGCACAAAUCCGCUGACAGAGCUGUUGCAGUCUCUGAAAGGAACAAGAAUUCGUGUGGGUUUAAAAACCAGUGAGACAGUGGAAGGUGUUGUGUUGGGCGUUGAUGAAAAUUUGACAUCUUGUGACGGCUCAGAUCCAGUUCCUCAUGUCACAUUGCUUACAGACGAUGGUCGAGGUCUUCACUCAUUGGAAAUUUCUGCAAUAGCUAACACUGUGAUUCUUGAUGCUGCUAUUCGUCAUGACAUACAACAUGCUUUAGAGCUGUUUCGGUCAGAGAAAAAGCGAAAUAUGCAGAGGUUGACUGUGUUCUACCACAACAUGAGCAGCAAUGAUAUGCUCAGUGUCAAAUAUGGACUUCGAGUUGGGGAAUGGAAGUGUUCAUAUCGUAUGGUUCUUUCUGACCACCCAACUAAGUUUCAUUUAGAUGGAUUUGCAAUAAUUACAAACACACAGGAGGAAGACUGGACUGAUGUGAAGCUGUCAUUAGUUGUUGGAGCCCCACCUUUGGGAUCUAGCUCUGAUUCGAGUGGUAAUAGACGAUCAUCUAACCAAGGUUCUCUUGAACUUGAAAUCAAACCAAUUCAUGGCUCAUCCUUCUUUAUUCGAGCUGAGGCAAGAGACACCGUUGAAACUAUCAAAGAGAAGAUCAAUGACAAGAAAGGAAUUUUAAUAGAGAAGCAGCGUUUGCUAUAUGCGGGCAAGCAGAUGGAAAGCGGGAGAACGCUGUCGGACUACAACAUUGCAAAUGGAGCAUGCAUUAACUUGGUGCAGAGAGAAGGAGGAGCAAUGAGAAACACACGCUCCAGUCAAAGACAGUUUGUUAUGGCUGCCGAGGGGAAUCUCUCAUUCUAUUGUAUCUCUAUGCCAGUGACUGCUAAACGAAAACAAACUGCUAUUGUGCCAUUGCUGCAGUCAGAAAUGGUUGGACAGAAGGUUGUACUCUAUGAUGGAACAAUAAGGAAGGGGAACCCUUUGUGUGCUAUUCUAUUUGAGAAUACAACUGGAAGAACACUUGAGGGCGGCAGUGUGCAAGUCAUGAAUGAUGAACAUUUUUUGGGUGACGGAAGCUUUCAAACAUUGUAUCCAAGAGAUGAGUCUCCUCCUAUUCCGUAUGCAGUUGAGUUGGACUGUGAGGUCACACUAGAUCACAACGUAUCUGUAUUGAGAGUACAUCACGUUAAGAUCUCUGACGCUGAGGCUAAACUGUACCGCUACAGACGACAUCGAUCAAUGUAUCGAAUCUUUAACAAAACGGAAAGGGAACUUGACUUUAUGCUCAAUCAUGAAUUUCUAGAUGGGUGGGACUUGAUGCAACCUCAUGUGGAAGAAGAAGAACCUGUUGAUAUUACUGAUAGGUUUUAUCAGUUUCGCUUUGUUGUGAAAGCUACAGAUGAGAAGACACUCUUUAAUGUCAGGGAGGAAAUUCAAGAUGAGGAGACAGUUGAUUUACACACAGUUUUAGAGGAAACCGUGACAAAAUGGGUAGAGAAGCGAGUUGUUGAUCAUCAGACUGCCGGAAUUCUCAGAGAAACUCUUGUACUUCGCAAGCAGAGUGAUGACCUAGUGAAGAAUGUUUAUGAGAAAGAGAAUGAGAUUCGUGAGGUAAAAGAAACACAAAGUCGUCUUCGAGAAAACAUCCAGGCUCUGCAAGGAUUUGAAAGGGAUUCUGCUAAGUAUGUCAAGUCUUUAGCAGCAGAAGAAGACAAACUGAAAGCUUUGCAUACACAAAUUAAAAGUUUGCGACAGGAUAAGACAGAGCGUCACAAACAAGUGACUGAGAAGCUCAAGCGUAUUGACUUCACUUGUGAUGUCAAGUACGAUACUGCAGAAGAAGAUGGCAAGUAAAAUGUCUGAUAUGGCAGUUGACGGAUGAGUUUAAUUGAAUAACAUGUGUGAUGACUAUAUUACUAGGUACAUGUGAAAAAAUAUUGCCGCUCGUGUGUUGUAUUGUGUACCCAUUCUUGUGAGCAUGUCAAUGAUGUACUAGUCAGCUUCAGUAUAGAGUAAUUGCAACACA
Molecule: messenger RNA, 2278 nt
Organism: Corticium candelabrum
Lineage: Eukaryota; Metazoa; Porifera; Homoscleromorpha; Homosclerophorida; Plakinidae
Exons: 20
Coding region: 1-2106 (701 amino acids)
Biological process (GO): protein ubiquitination; modification-dependent protein catabolic process
Cellular component (GO): cytoplasm; nucleus
Molecular function (GO): protein tag activity; ubiquitin protein ligase binding
Source: RefSeq, a predicted model, not a curated record